AUGUCAUCUGGUCCAACUUCCGGUUCAUCAAUGGAUACAUCGGGACCAAAUUCACCGCCACCAAGAGCCGCCGGACAAAAUGGAGUUUCUCUUAGGGAUCUUUGUUGCUUAUUUUGCUGUCCUCCAUUUCCAUCAGCAAUUGUCUCAAAAUUAGCUUUUAUGCCGCCAGAAUCGAGCUAUACAAUAACUGAAAAUAACAAGUGAGCUUUAGAAUUCGAAGAUAUCUUUGAAAAAAAACUAAUUGCAGAUUACAAUUAAUCGAAGGCCGUGCUGCUUGGCCACAUGAAAAUCGAUAUUUAUCGGAAUGUGUGGAAACGACAUUGGUUAGGUAUGGUUUUUCAGGGGAGAAAUUGGGAUUUUUUGCUAGAAAUGUUCUGAAAAUUGAUGUGAAAAAGCUCAAAAGUAAAGGUUUUUCAUUUAAAAACCGUAAUUUUUGAAAUUCAGAUCAUUUUUUGGUUCAAAACUUGAAAAGUUUCGAAUGAUUUCAUCAAAUUUGGGCUAUUUUUGAGGAAGUUCUGAGUUAAAUUCUUAAUUUUACCCUAAGUCCCUUAAAAAACCCCCCAUUUUUUUUGCAGAACUCGACGUCGAAAUAAAAUAAGUUGUGCAAUGAUUCGACCAAUUCAAAACGCCAAAUUCACACUAUUAUUCUCACACGGAAAUGCAGUGGAUUUGGGACAAAUGUGCUCAUUUUUAUAUGGUUUGGGUUAUCAUUUAGGAUGUAAUGUGUUUAGCUAUGAUUAUUCGGGUAUGUUGGAAUUUUUUGGAUCAAAAUUAAUGAAUUUUGAUGGAAAUUACAUGAAAAUCAAUAUUUUCAACCUCAAAUUAUCGAUUUUUGCAGGUUACGGUUGCUCAACGGGAAAACCAUCGGAAAAGAAUUUGUAUGCGGAUAUUUCGACGGCUUUUGAAACGCUGAAAAAGGAUUUUAGUGAGUUUUUUGAGGGGAAAAGCUGAAAAUACCUGAAAAAUCAAGAAAUUUACUGAAUUUUGGUCAAAAAUCACUGAAAAAACCAAUUUUCCCACAAAUUAUGAACUUUUUUUGCAGAUGUUCCAGCAGAUCGUGUAAUUUUAUAUGGACAAUCAAUUGGAACAGUUCCAAGUGUUGAUUUGGCCAGCAGAGAACACGUGGCAGCUUUGAUUUUACAUUCACCAUUGAUGAGUGGAAUGAGAGUUGCAUUUCCUGGAACACAGACUACCUGGUGAGGUUUUGGGAUGGUUUUGAGGCGGAAAAUCUUUGAUAAUUCAAAUUUUUGGUUAUUUUUCCCUGUUAAACUGAAAAUCCAAUAAUUUCUGAUUUAGUUUCUAUGUUUAAAAUUCGAAAAUUAUCAGUUUUCUGGAUUAGAAAAUACUAGGUUUUUUCAAAUAUGUUGAGCAAAACUGAUAAUUUAUAUGAUUCAAAAUGAAAAAUUGAAUUUUACAGUGAAAAUUCAAGCGUUUUGAUGAUUUUCAGAGACAAAAUUUGAAAAAAUCUUAUUUUUUCUGGCUAAUAAUAUUUUGUAAUAAAAAACAUAUUUUUCCUAUGCAGAAAAACGUCGAAAAACAAAAUAUACAAUUUUUGAAUAGAGACAAUGUGAAAUUGAGAGAGUGCAGACAGUUUCUCGUAUUUUUUGUGCGAAAAAACUAAUUUUUCUGUCUGCACUCUCUCUAUUUUACAUUGUCUCUACUCAAAAAUAAUAUAUUUUUUUAUUAAAAGAUAUUAUUCUGCAUAAAACCUAGCCAAAAAAAAUAAGAUUUUUCAGAUUUUGUCUCGGAAAAUCAUCAAAACGCUUGAACUUUUACUGUAAAAUUCAAUUUUUCAUUUUUGAAUCAUAUAUUUAAAUUAUCAGUUUUGCUCAACAUAUUUUAAAAAAACCUAGUAUUUUCUAAAUCAGAAAAUGAAUAAUUUUUGAAACUAAAUCGGAAAUUAUCGAUUUUUCAUGAAAAUUACCCAAUUUUCCUAUUUCAUAGGUGUUGUGAUGCAUUUCCAUCAAUCGAAAAAGUGCCACGUGUCAAAUGUCCAACUCUAGUAAUUCAUGGAACCGACGACGAGGUUAUCGAUUUUUCGCACGGUGUUUCGAUUUAUGAACGAUGUCCCGCCUCGGUUGAACCGCUUUGGGUUCCAGGUAUGCUAAAAAACAUCCACGUGGCAAAUCGAAAAAUUCAAAAAAAUUUUCCAGGAGCCGGUCACAACGAUGUUGAACUCCACGCUGCCUACCUCGAAAGACUUCGAAAUUUCAUCGAACACGAAGCGACAGCCGUCCGAAUUGAUGCACCAAUUCGUGGCGAGACCGCAUCUUCUUGA
Messenger RNA from Caenorhabditis angaria, 2278 nucleotides. The record is from the annotation of a GenBank genome assembly. NCBI's taxonomy places the organism in Eukaryota, Metazoa, Nematoda, Chromadorea, Rhabditida, Rhabditidae.